Messenger RNA from Medicago truncatula (barrel medic), 750 nucleotides. RefSeq names its product casparian strip membrane protein 3. Bases 58 to 618 code for a protein of 186 amino acids. The transcript has 3 exons. NCBI's taxonomy places the organism in Eukaryota, Viridiplantae, Streptophyta, Magnoliopsida, Fabales, Fabaceae. The record is from RefSeq and is a predicted model, not a curated record.
UCCCUUUAAACUCCUUUCAAGUAUUAAGGUUCAAACUAAUAUUUUCUCUUAGGAAAAAUGACAAAGUCAACUUAUGUUGAACUUGGUGAAGAAAAAACAUCCAACCAAAAGGGAAACAUGAAAAGAGGAGUGUCUAUACUUGAUUUUAUAUUAAGGUUGAUAGCAAUUGUAGCUACCUUAGCAAGUGCAAUUGCAAUGGGAACUACAGAUGAGUCACUUCCAUUCUUUACUCAGUUUGUUAGGUUUAGGGCCAAUUAUGAUGAUCUUCCAACAUUGAGGUUUUUUGUAGUUGCUAGUGCUAUUGUGAGUGGCUACCUGAUUCUUUCUCUGCCUCUAUCCAUCUUGCAUAUCAUAAGGAGCAGUGCUGGAAUGACUAGGGUUAUAUUCAUAAUCUUGGACACGGUAAUGCUAGGUUUAUUGACAGCUGGUUCUUCAGCUGCAGCUUCUAUUGUUUAUUUGGCACACAAAGGGAAUAGGAAAGCAAAUUGGUUUGCUUUUUGUCAGCAAUAUAACUCUUUCUGUGAGAGAAUUUCUGGUUCAUUGAUUGGAUCCUUCAUUGCAAUUCCUCUCUUCAUAAUGCUAAUCCUUUUGUCUGCUCUUGUUCUAUCAAGACGUUAAACCAUUCUAUACUCUUUGUACCAUCAAUGUAACUUCAUUUUAAUUUGUACUCAUUGAAGAAAAAUGUGUGAGUGUGAGUGUGUUAUGUUUAUCUCUAUGUUUGAUAUUCAAUGUUUGUAUCAUUGUAUUGAC